AUGCCACACGAAAUAUGGAGAUUAAUCGAAUCAACAGGCGGGUCAAACCACUAUGUACAAUAUGAAGGAAACGGAUCGGUAGCUGCAGGGUGGCCUGCGGUUCUCACCUGGGUCAGCUUCAACGAUCUCUGGGUCGCUAGUCUACACACGAUCAGCCGAAGUUGCGACCAAUUAUAUAAAGUCCCCAACAAUUCCGACCAGGAGACGCAGGACCUGAAGGAUGCAAUCAAUUCCGUCGCCCAUGAGUCACGCGUCGACCAUCGAUUCAUUCUCGCGGCUGUCAUGCAGGAAACCAAAGGGUGCGUUCGCGCAGCAACCAGCGAGUCACCAGACGGAAUCAGAAACCCGGGCCUUCUCCAGUCAUUCAAGGGCACAUUUUCAUGUAACGACAAGGGAAAGGUGCAAACACCUUGCCCGAGAGAUCAGAUCUUGGGGAUGAUCGCGGAUGGAGUUGGCGGCACUGCAGAUGGUCACGGGUUUGCCACGGAUAUCAAUGCGCAGAAAGAGGUCGAGAAUAUCGAAUACGCAGAGGCCUACUACCGCGCCGCACGUUUAUACAACUCUGGAGCAAUUGAUGACUCUGGGGACUUGGGGAAGGGAUCGGCGACGCAUUGCUAUGCCAGUGACCUUGCCAAUAGACUGGUCGGGUGGACUGAUAGUGAGUCUUCCUGCACGUUGGAUGACGAUAAAUGA
Messenger RNA from Exophiala aquamarina CBS 119918, 693 nucleotides. RefSeq lists its product as uncharacterized. Bases 1 to 693 code for a protein of 230 amino acids. The transcript has 2 exons. NCBI's taxonomy places the organism in Eukaryota, Fungi, Ascomycota, Eurotiomycetes, Chaetothyriales, Herpotrichiellaceae. The record is from RefSeq and is a predicted model, not a curated record.